AUGAAGGCAGCACUGUUCUACGGACCUGGACAGGUGAGGGUUGAGCACAUUCCUGAACCCCAGCCCAAGGAGGGUCAAGUAAAAGUCAAGGGAAUUGGUGGAUGGGGUGGAGGUCUUGCAGAGUACAUUGCAGUUGACACACGAAACCUUCAUAUCUUACCUGAUGGGAUAUCACUCGAAAUAGGAGCAAUGAUUGAGCCACUGGCAGUUGCCUGGUACGCUGUAAAGAGGUCCGGGUUCAAGGCAGGGCAAAGUGCUCUUAUAACUGGAGGUGGCCCGAUUGGGCUUCUUGUAUUAAAGGUUUUAAGGUCUCGGGAUCCUUCCGCCGUCGUCAUACUUUCUGAACCUGCUUCUGGUCGGCGGAACCUUGCAUUAAAGCAUGGAGCUACGUCUGCUGUAGAUCCUACUGCUAAGCGAUCGCCAUCUUCUGAUAUACUUCAUGACACCGUUGCGGAGCUUACGAAUGGCCGCGGAGUCGAUGUUGCAUUUGAUGCCGCGGGAAUUCAAGCAAGCAUAGACGCUUGCCUGUUGAACUUGCGUCCUCGCGGGACCCUCGUCAACGUUGCCAUCUGGGAAAAUAAUCCUACCAUCAACAUAAAUCUGAUAACGGGACGCGAAAUCGUUAUGACCUCCAUUUCUGCAUAUACCGGUAUUCAUCCUGAACUACUGGAAGCAGUGGCAGCUGGAGAGAUCAAGGAUUUAGAGGAUUUGAUUACAAAGAAAAUUCAUAUUGAUGACGUUGUUGAAGAAGGUAUCAAAGCGUUGCUCAACGAAAAGGACAAGCAAGUUAAAAUAUUAGUGCAUCCGUGA
Molecule: messenger RNA, 810 nt
Organism: Psilocybe cubensis
Lineage: Eukaryota; Fungi; Basidiomycota; Agaricomycetes; Agaricales; Agrocybaceae
Exons: 7
Coding region: 1-810 (269 amino acids)
Biological process (GO): butanediol biosynthetic process
Cellular component (GO): cytoplasm
Molecular function (GO): (R,R)-butanediol dehydrogenase activity
Source: RefSeq, a predicted model, not a curated record